UAGACCUUAAGUAAUUGUCUGUAGUCUAAAACUUUAAUCAAACAAUAAUACAGAAAAUUACCUGGCAAGCGGCAAUCUAAGCUAAUUGAUCAUUUUCCUUCGACUUUCUUGCAAAAUCAAAAUUACAAUUCAAUUCUCAGAAAUCAACCCAAAUUUCCUUCGAUUCCCCAGAACAAAUUUGAAAUUCUGUCAUCAAUUCGUCAAUGGCGUUUCCUGGAUCAAUUAAUCCACUCGAGGUUGGUUUGCGAUUGCUACUGAGUCCACCAGGUUCCAACAUUGUUGUUCGAACUGCAUGCUGCUCAGUGGGGGUAGUUUUGCCUGUUUAUAAUACUUUCAAAGCUAUUGAAAGGAAGGAUCCUGAUGAGCAGCAAAGGUGUCUUGUUUACUGGGCAGCUUAUGGCUCGUUUACUGUAGCUGAAAUGAUCACUGACAAGUUCAUCUAUUGGUUUCCCCUAUACUACCAUAUGAAGUUUGCUUUUCUUGUCUGGCUUCAACUUCCUUCAACCAAUGGAGCAACACAGCUGUACGAGAACCACCUGCGUCCUUUCCUAUUGAGACAUCAAGUUAAACUUGAUUACAUUGUGGGAAUUCUGUAUACUGAAAUGGCUAAAUUUGUGUCCAUGCACCAAGCAGAACUCAAAUUCGUAAGGAGAAUCCUUGCCAACAUUGUAGAAUCAGCAAGUCAGAUAUUUAGGGGAAGUCCGCGCUCUAACGGAGGUGGUGGUCCUGCUGCUAUUGAAGGUCCAGCUGAACAAGAACAACAUGAGAAUAUAGAUUUGGAGCAUGAAGAUUGAUUAUUACCCCAAUGUAUUGAUUUUUUUUUUUGAUUUUUUUUUUUUAAUAUUUUGCUGCUGAUCUUAUGCUAAAAGAAAGCGCGAAAUCAAGGAACUUAAUUAGGUUUAGCUUCAAAUCUAGCUUACUGCAGUUUUUGUAAAUAGGUGAUGUAUAGGACCAAUAGAGGUAAUAGAAUGUGUUGAAAACUUGAAAUUAUUUGUUCCAGUUUGUCAGAAAUUCAGAAUUAUUAUUGUGCA
Spinacia oleracea (spinach) is the source of this 1031-nucleotide messenger RNA. RefSeq names its product HVA22-like protein k. The transcript has 8 exons. Bases 204 to 794 code for a protein of 196 amino acids. NCBI's taxonomy places the organism in Eukaryota, Viridiplantae, Streptophyta, Magnoliopsida, Caryophyllales, Amaranthaceae. The record is from RefSeq and is a predicted model, not a curated record.